Messenger RNA from Aegilops tauschii subsp. strangulata, 2635 nucleotides. RefSeq lists its product as uncharacterized. Lineage: Eukaryota; Viridiplantae; Streptophyta; Magnoliopsida; Poales; Poaceae. The record is from RefSeq and is a predicted model, not a curated record.
UGAGAUCAAAUGUUCUGCCGAGCAGACGCCACGGUCUGCCAAAUAGAGCCCCGCGUCCCCCGCCCGCAACCAGCGGAUCGAUUCCACCAGCACUCAUCGUUCCCCGCCUCCCUCUCCCUCCUAUCCCAUCCUCGCCGUCGCCGGGGUUGCUCUCCUCCCUCGAGCAGCAUCGACGGUGCGGGAUGCAGCGGACUCGGCCUGCAUCGGCGUUGCCGGUGUCCCUCUCCGCUGUCGAGCAGCGGCGGCAGUGCGGGACACAGCGGCUCGGCCGCAGUGAUGGAUUUCUCCGACGUGGCCGGCGGGCGCUCGCCUCGCUGCCCACGUCGUCCUCCUACUCCUCCUCAGUGGCACUCGUCAGUUCGGUGUGGAGCCAGCGGGCGCCGAGGGCAUGCGGACGGAGGUGGCGCAGAUCCGGGCGGUAACAACGACGGGCGCCCCACAUCCCCUUCACGUGCCGCUGCCCAAUCCUCCUCUGCCUCCAUGGCCUGCAGCAAGGGAUCCCAAUCAUAUCCGUGGGUCAUCGCAUGGUCCACCGUCGUUGUUCCCUUGCUGCCGCAGUGUGCCGGCAGCGAAGCUGAAGGCCCCGGUGCGGGAGGAAGCAGGUGGGUGCUCGGCGACAUCGGCAACAUCGUCCCUGCCGACGUCCUCGAGGGCAAUAUCCAGCUACCGACGGGGAUCACUCCAAUCACCAGGAGCUUCAGCGCUGAGCUCUGAAGAAGGCCUAGGCCGAUCCAUCCAAGGUGCGGACGCUCUGCGGUAUACACCACCAACUCUCUUGUCUGUUGGAAUUCGUGGCCUGUCACUCCUGUCGUCACAGUGUAGCCAAGUGAUCAAUUAUCCUGAAAUCUUUGCCCUAUUGUACAAACCGUUCAAGCAGUCACAGAAGCCUCUUUAUAAAUUACAUUAAUCCCUAACGUUUGAUCAAGAAAAAUUGAUACUGUUGGUGUCCAUCUACCAGCACUGCUCAUGACCAUAUCAUGCAAAUACAGGAGCGAGGGGAACCAACAGGGGUGGUGUCCUGUGUGCAUCUCCUACAGCGUCCUGAAUCCCUGCAGUACACCAGCUUUGCGCUCUACCUAUAAGCUACAUGUGCUUUCAAAUUCGAUCUCCUGUGUGGCUUAAGACUUUGAAAUAAAUUUUUAUUAGAUAAAUCUCCAGUAGUUUUAGUUAUGCUAUCUAUACAAUUAGUAAUUAUUUAGGUGAUAAUUCCGAACAAUGUUAGUGCUAGAGACUUAUACAUUAUUUUCAACUAGCAGUUUCAGUUCUCCCUUCGCCAAUUGAUACAAAUAAUCUAUGAAUUAUCAACUAUUAGGCUAACUAUGCACAUAUUAGAUUCUUUGUUUCAGCUGUCUCCUGCUGCACUGAUAUAUAUUUACGUUUCAGAUUAUGUAGUCUUCUGCAGGUUAUCAGAUAAACUCUUCCAGAGAUUGAGAUCUAAUCACAACUGCUUUGAGUCCUUUACCUUUUAUUUUGCAAAAUGCAAUCAGAAGUAGUUGUCAUAUCUAAUGUUAAUGAAUAGAUUCUCAGAAAAGGAAAUUAAUUGGAAUGAUCUACUCAGCAUGUCCCAUGACUUCAAAAGGAAGAAUUUGACUAAAUUGAGAUGUUGAUCUGCAGUGUAAAGAUAGACAAAAUCAAAGACUGGCCUAUUGAAAUUUUACUAAUUGGAAUGAUUUUUUUUCUAAUUUAUGUGCAUAUUAUGCAUACAAUGAUGAGCUGUUCUGUUAGGAUAAUUUGAAUUAGGGAGCCUUACUAAAUAAUGUAUAAAAAUGGUACUGAAGGAGGCUAUGCAACUAGCAAUGUACUCUGUUUAUAAUCUGACUGAUAUUUCUUAAAAGAUGUCUGGCUGUUGUGUUCUCUCAGACAAUAUAAAGCAUGGUUCUAUAUGCUCUGCUAAAUUUGCAACUUUCAAUGCUUUGUGGGGCCUUUCCCAUCAACUAUAAGGAUUUUACCUAAAGGUUCUUCUCUGAUUUUUGUGUGUGUGUGACUCUAGCUAUUUUACUUACUGGACGUCUAUAUCAUGCAUGUUUAGGGCCUUGUCUCUAUAUUUUUCAUGUGAAUCGCAGAGUAAUAUGUGAAUAACAUUUGCACUGGUGUAAGCUUGCACGUUUGCUACAGCAGGGUAGAGUUAGUGUAGCAUCAUUAGUUUCUUUUUUGAUAUACUAACAAGUUACCCUGUGCGAAUUCUCAACUGUUUGGAGCCCUGUUGGCGCGCAAGAUUACGAGGAGCGCCCUGUGCAAUUCCUCGACUAUUUGACACAGCGAGCGUCAAACGGGAGGGCUCCCAGGGGAGAGACACGGCGGCCAGGGGCAUCUCCUUUGUUUAUCCGCCGCUUCCCUUCAUCACCGGUGAAUAGCAAUCACGGCACGGCAUCAUUCACUUGCCUACCAUAGAUUGACCGCUGAUGCGGGCGCUCCGCUCCACUAUUCCAUCUCAUGCUGUAUAUUUCCUCUCUUUAUAUCCAGAUAAAGUAUAGCAUGUAAAUAUGUCUAAAUUCAGAAAUAACGGUUUCCCUUCUAUCUUCACUUAUACUGUUUUGGUUAGUAAAAAUGUAACUAAAUUCAGCGGAUGGUGUUAUUUGAAGCCAGAUUAUAGGAUUAUUCCUCUGGUGUUAUUAAUGUAUUUGGAUUAAAGUUA